GGACAGGCAGUUCAGUAGGUAUAAAUAUGAAGAAGCGCAAUCUCACAGAUGAACCUCAAUCUGCUUAUAUCUGCUGUACAAGACGUUUCCUCUGAAAGAAAAAAUCAUGACGUGAGUUUACAACUCCACUGCAGGAAUGUUUAUUUUCCUGUUCUUCACAGGUUCUCUGGAGCUGUUUUCCUCUUUGGGUUAAUGAUCUGUCUAGCGGCGGGACAUGUGGUGGACAGGACAGAAGAACAUAUUGCAGUCUAAAUACUGAAGCACCAACAUGCUUUGUGAAAACAAAACAUUUAAAGACAAUCGGAUAGAGAAGUGUGUUUCAUUCUCUUGCUCCCUGAGGACCAAGCGUAUGGUUGGAGGUCUCCUCACCCCAGGCUAUGUUCCCUGGCAGGCUUUGGUGUACCUUAGUGACAGCAAGCUGGAUGGAGGUAUCGGUGGAGGAGCUCUGAUUGCCCCUCAGUGGAUUCUGACCGCUGGCAGGAAUCUAUUUGUGAGGAAGACACAAAACAGUACUAGAGGAAAAGAGCCCUUGAUCCCAAAGGUCUAUCUGGGUGUCGUCCAGCGUUCCAGAGCUGAUGCCGCUGCGGAGGUGGCAGUGGAGAAGGUGUUUCUUCAUCCAGCUUUCCAGAAUGCCUCAGACGUAGACAACGACCUGGCACUGAUCAAGCUGAAAGAGCCGGUGAGCUACAACGACAUGAUUUUCCCCAUCCCUCUGCCCGAGAAAGGGGACAACCUGGAGGAGAGCGAGGAACAGAAAGGCGUCAUUGCUGGUUGGGGCUGGGGACCACUUUUCACGUUCUCUGAUCGCCUAAAGUUUCUGGUCCUUCCAAUUCUCCCAAGUAAUGCAGACCACGAUAAGAUUACAACGACCCGCACCAAGUUUCAGGAGAAUGUUUGUUAUGGAGAUGCAGGUGGAGCUCUGGCCCUCCUUAACCCUGAUACCAAAAAGGUCUACGCUGCAGGAAUCCUUUCCUAUGAUGAGCCGUGUACUAGAGAUGAGGAAGCUGUCUUUAUCAAGGUCUCAGCAUAUCUGCCAUGGAUCCACAGCGUGAUGAGCGGUGACUCGGAGAGGUUCUCAUCUCUCCGUAACUCCACCAUGAAUAAUCUGCUUUCAAAGUUUUUAUAGACUCUGUACAGUUGUGUAAAAUUAACUAAUUGUUUGUUAAUAAAAAAAUAUAUAUUCAAGAGA
Hemibagrus wyckioides is the source of this 1189-nucleotide messenger RNA. It is a transcript of the gene hp, whose product is annotated as haptoglobin. The coding region runs from base 269 to 1126 and encodes 285 amino acids. The record is from RefSeq and is a predicted model, not a curated record. The transcript has 5 exons. Gene Ontology annotation, biological process: proteolysis. Lineage: Eukaryota; Metazoa; Chordata; Actinopteri; Siluriformes; Bagridae. Gene Ontology annotation, molecular function: serine-type endopeptidase activity.